Messenger RNA from Phaeoacremonium minimum UCRPA7, 528 nucleotides. RefSeq names its product putative choline dehydrogenase protein. The record is from RefSeq and is a predicted model, not a curated record. Gene Ontology annotation, molecular function: flavin adenine dinucleotide binding; oxidoreductase activity, acting on CH-OH group of donors. Lineage: Eukaryota; Fungi; Ascomycota; Sordariomycetes; Togniniales; Togniniaceae. Bases 1 to 528 code for a protein of 175 amino acids. The transcript has a single exon.
AUGUAUCAAUUCUGUGCAUCCGAAGCGUGCCGCCAGAUGCAAAGCUACAAUACCUUCGUCGUCCAGCGUGUCACGCCACUGGUUGACAGUAGCGCCCCAUCUCAAGACGAUGGUGUGGUUUUUCAAGUGCUCUACAAAGCUUCUCCCGAUGAUCUUGCCCAGAUGGUUCUGUCGCAGCUGUAUCUUGAUACAAGUGGGCGUGUCGGCAUCCUUGAACUCUUCAGAGGCGUCGGGGAUUGUGCUGUGACCGAAACGGAGCCGGGCCCGUCGGUUGUCUCAGACGACGAUGGUGCGUGGAAGAAGUUUGCGACCGACACCGUGAACAGCUUCUAUCACCCCGUCGGAACCUGCUCCCUGCUGCUCCGGAAGGAUGGUGGCGUGGUUGGCGCGGACCUCAAAGUCUAUGGCACCAGCAAUCUCCGAGUUGUCGACAAUAGCAUCAUCCCUAUCAUUCUAUCGGCUCACAUCCAGACGGCAGCCUAUGAUAUCGCGGAGAUCGCAGCCGGCAAGAUCAUAUCUGCUGCUUAA